GUACUCAGAUAGAAUUUGUGCCUGGUAUGAUUACCGGAGGUGCGGUUACUUUGGACUGUGGUAACAGCAGAUGCCUAAGUUAUUUCCUGGAACCAUUGCUCAUGAUUGCUCCGUUCUGCAAAAAGCCUCUGAAUGUGAAAUUGCAAGGAGUGACCAAUGCUCCCAGUGAAUUGAGCGUUGAUGCAAUUCGCGCAACAUGGCUCCCCGUAUUCAACAAAUUUGUGAUCGCAUCCGACCCACCGGACAUUAAGAUUCUUGCACGGGGGUAUAAACCGAGUGGCGGGGGAUGUGUUAUGCUGACGGCUCCAACUGUUCGAGUUCUUCGUUCUGUACAGUGCAAGACGUCCGGGAAAGUACGGAAAAUACGAGGAGUAGCAUCCGUAUCAAAAGUUUCUCCAUCACUGGCUCAUCGCAUGAUUGAUGCGGCAAAG
Molecule: messenger RNA, 431 nt
Organism: Gongylonema pulchrum
Lineage: Eukaryota; Metazoa; Nematoda; Chromadorea; Rhabditida; Gongylonematidae
Source: the annotation of a GenBank genome assembly